Messenger RNA from Drosophila willistoni, 963 nucleotides. RefSeq lists its product as uncharacterized. NCBI's taxonomy places the organism in Eukaryota, Metazoa, Arthropoda, Insecta, Diptera, Drosophilidae. The record is from RefSeq and is a predicted model, not a curated record. Bases 59 to 937 code for a protein of 292 amino acids. The transcript has a single exon.
UAUAAACGAAUAAUGUUUCUGGCUUUGAGCUACACAGUUAGCAAUUACCAUUAUUGUGAUGUUGGAAAAGAUUUCGCUGACUGAUCAGAACGGAGAUUUCUGGGUGACGUGGGCAACACCGCGGCAAUUAAAGGACCUUCGAUCUGGAUCUCUCUCUAUAUUUGACGAACAAUGGAUAGUGGCUUUUCAUUACUUUCAACAACAUGCCGUUGAGCUUAACAAAUGGAUUAAAUUGUUGGAGAAACUAGCCGAGGAAUACGAGGAUCGGAUACAUAUUGCUAUGCGGGAUAUACACAGCAUAAAGAAUUUGAGUAGUGCCCUCGAUCCAGCGGAUUUUGGAAGUUAUCGCUCCGAUGUGCCACCUCGUGUCCUUGGGAUGGAGCAUAACAAUCGUAUUUAUGUCUUUCACAUGCUGUUUAAUCAAAAGUAUUUAAAGGAUUUCUGUGAUAAAUUGCUUGGGGGGCAAAUGUUUCAAGCGGAAGUGCUGGAACCGUCACCAAUUGUUCGUAAACCACGUAACUUCUUUGAUCUGGAAGACGAAAGGGAAACUGAUUAUCUGAUAAUGUUGUAUGAUCCUGCCUGUUACUAUUGGCCCCAACAGUUGGGCAUUUUACGCAAACUGACCAAGUUGCUGGCCAAUGAGAAAAUCCGUAUUGUCCUGAUAGACAAAUCGAAAAACUAUUUGGGCGUUCAAUUUACAGCCAGGUCUGAUUGGAGUAGAUGUUAUGGCUGUGUUGGAUUUGCUUCAUGGCGUGCAUCUGCUAUGCAUUUUAAUUUUAGCGGCAAGAAGGGGAGUACCCGAGAUUAUCUGAAGUUAAUAUGCAAGAAUAUACGACCCGAACUCAAGGGUUAUGAUGCUAAGGGCGAGCCAAGGGCACCCGAUCAGGCAUUGAAUGACAUACGCCUCCUAUUCACCCAAAACCAAGAAGAAGUUUAAUAAUAAAAAAAACAUUAGAGAUCUCA